ACAAAUUAAAAAAAUUCAAACAACCAAUCAAAUAUUAUUAAUAUUAGCCUUAUUUCAAUACAUUUUAUAUUUUCUAUAAAAAUGAAUAGUAAUAAUAAAUAAUUUUAAGCAUCAAAUGCUCAAUAUUAAUCUUUUUAAAGUGACUAAGAAGAAGAAGAAGAAUUAAAACAAGAAAAUGAUGAAGGCAUUUAGAAUUCAGAAAUUUCUCAAAUUCAAAAUUAAAACGAUGCAAAAAGUUGUAUUUCAAAUGUUUCUCGUGUCAAAAACAGUUUUAUUAGUUUUCCUGUUAUUGCUAUUUUAAGUAUUCCAUCAGGAUUUUAGAGUUAUCCGAAAGAAGAAUACUCCUACAUCUACACAUCUUAUGUUUAAUACUUCUAAUAAAGUGGUUUGAGAAUAAUUCCAUUAAACUGGACUGACUCUUUAGAAAAUUUGGAGAAUUUAAUGAAUAAAGUUAAUGGGCUAGUUUUAACAGGAGGUGGAGCUAACUUGAUGAUGAGAGUGCAAGAAGGAGAAGAAAAAAAAUUUACUUAAUUUUCAAAAGUAGCCAUAUUUUUGAUAGAAUUAGCUAAAAAGAAAAACGAGAAAGGAAACUACUUUCCUUUAUGGACUACUUGCUUGGGAUUUGAGUUAUUAUUUCUAAGCUUUUCUAAUUAAGAAAUUAGAAACCAAUUCGAUAGCAAAAACCAUUUUGCAAAAUAAAUAUUUAGUAAAGAAGCAAAAACACAGUCAAGAAUUCUAUCUAAAUUAUCAAAAUCUUUAAUAAAAUGUCUAGAAGAAGAAGAAUUCUUUUAUUAUAACCACAAACAUGGUUUCUCUAAGAAAUAGUUUUUAGAAAAUCCAAAAAUCAAUUAAAAUUUUAAUUGCAUAGCUUAUAGCAAGGAUUAAAAAGGAAAAUAAUUUGUUUCAAUAGCUGAAGGAAAAGUCUAUCCUUUCUAUGGUACUUAAUUUCAUCCUGAAAAGCUUCAGUUUGACCAAUCUUCCAAAAACAAUAAAUAAUUUACCAUCAACUAGCUAAGAAUUGCCUAGCAUAUUCCUAAUUUCUUUUAUACAGAAUGCCUUAAAAGUAAUUAAAGAUUUGAUUCAGCAUAAGAGUAGUAGAGUCUUUUGAUAGAAAAUCACUAACCUGUAUACAAAGGAGGUCUGGAUUAAGGAAUUUAUCUAUUUAAAAAUGUAUAACAAAUAUAAAAUGAGAUAAAUUCUAAUAAAUAGGAAACAAAUACUAAAUGA
Molecule: messenger RNA, 1227 nt
Organism: Tetrahymena thermophila SB210
Lineage: Eukaryota; Ciliophora; Oligohymenophorea; Hymenostomatida; Tetrahymenidae
Product: class I glutamine amidotransferase
Exons: 2
Biological process (GO): tetrahydrofolylpolyglutamate metabolic process
Cellular component (GO): vacuole
Molecular function (GO): gamma-glutamyl-peptidase activity
Source: RefSeq, a predicted model, not a curated record